Molecule: messenger RNA, 4759 nt
Organism: Scylla paramamosain (green mud crab)
Lineage: Eukaryota; Metazoa; Arthropoda; Malacostraca; Decapoda; Portunidae
Product: inter-alpha-trypsin inhibitor heavy chain H2-like
Exons: 4
Coding region: 625-1080 (151 amino acids)
Biological process (GO): hyaluronan metabolic process
Molecular function (GO): serine-type endopeptidase inhibitor activity
Source: RefSeq, a predicted model, not a curated record
GGGGUACAAGGUCAUGCCGCAUCCACUAAUAUCCAUCCGUGCCCCAAAUUCAGUCAUCCACCCCUCCCAUGCAAGCUCACAGGCCACACAUCCACAUCCAUCCACAUACACACAACGAAACGCCAUUCAUCCAUACCACUCAAGGCCAAAUACUAUGCCACACCCACUAACAUCCACACACACGCAAAAGCAAGCACUCCACAAUUCCCACACUCAUCCACAUCCACAAUCAUCCACAUACACUCAAAGAAACACCCCUCACCUCAUCCAUACAUACUCCAGCAAUAUUCCACACCCACUCCACCGUGUCCUAGCAUCGCACACGCACUCACAAACGCAUUCAUACGCACACUCGAACUCUCAAACCGCAAGUGGAGUCAGAUAUCAAAGUCCACUACAAUACCACUCCACACACACGCGCCAAGUUAGAGAGUCAUCCCACCACCGCCAAGUCCACCCACAGGAAGGGGAAUUCAUGCAUCCACAAGCGGGUGUUGACAUAUCCGCCCCUAGGUUCCUGCACGGGGUAAGGCAAGGCCGUGGCGGAGACCAGGCACAGAGGGAGGAAGAGAGGGAGAGGAACCAACUGCUAAGGGAAUGUAGCAAGACCAAAGCUGGAAGAAAAUGGCAGGAAGAAGAUACGGCCGCGUCAUGGUGUCCCUCAGGAACCACCGUAAGCUGGACUUCCUGCUGGGGGACGUGGACCUCAGCCUGGUUGUGACUCGCUCCCGCAGCUCCCACGGCCAGCACUUCCUCGGCGUGUACCUCGAGAGACGCUCAAUGCUGUCUCCGAACACCACCGGUAUCAUAGGCCAGUUUGUUUACAAGACUGUGGGCACCGUGGGGCGGGAGCGGCCGGGGACCACCAAUGCCACCGACCCCAACUCCAGCGUUCGUCUGGCAGUGGUGCAGCCCGGCCCGGAGCGCACGUAUCAGGUUUCGGAGGUGAACGCCUUCCUGUCCAGCCGGCGAUCACUGCUGCACAAGACUCAGGUCAGCUGUCUCUACAUCAAGGACCAGGGGCGCGGGCUGGUGGCAGGGGCGCCUAGUGACUACCUCCGCCCCUGCCUCGCCUGCUGAUCCUGGGAGAGGCGGCCUGGGGAUUUAGCAACGGAUCUAAUGUAGAAGUUAAUCUCUCCUUUCAAAAUAAUGUAGAUAUAAUGUUUCCCCUUUCACUCUACGUGGAAAGUAAUCUCUUCAACCAGCCUAGCGUGGAAAUAAUCUCUCUCUCUCUCUCUCUCUCAUUAAAUGUAACGUAGAAAGUCUUUCGUGUCAAAGCCAGCGUGGAUGUAGUCUUUCCUAAGAGAUUCAGUGUGGAAAGUAAGCUCUCUCAUCAGACUCAACACGAGUUACAUUUCCUUGCAUCAAGUAACGUGUGAUCAUUUUCCGUUGCUUCAGACAGAAAGUGAGGAAGCAAAAAAAAUAAUUCUCUGCAUCAGAUAGUGCAUUUUUUUUUUUUCCAGAUUCAAUGCGUAAAAAUAACAUCCUCUUCCACCAGACACGUAAAAGGAACAUUCCCUUUCACCAAACAAAGACGUAAAACAUUCCAUCCCGCCAAUCACAAUGCCAAAGUCACACUCCUUUACACCAAACACGUAAAAAAAAAAAAAAAAAAAGUUCCCUUGCUCGACCCAUUGCGAGAACAGCCUUUCCUAUCAAACGACCCGAAAACCAGUACCAAAAAAAAAAAAAAAAAAGCAACACUCCAUUACACCAAACACACGAAACACAUUCCACAUUGCCCUGAAUGAAACACAACCCUCAAAGCAUUCUCUCCCUUCAAAAACACCGACAAUGACAUUCCCUCACGCCAACCAUGAAACGUCAAACCCUCUUGCGCCACCACCACCACCACCACCACCAUUAACCCUUUCACUACUAGCCGAUAUUUUCCAUCAUCAUUUACCACCUUUAUAGUAUUUUCUUUUCCACACUCGUCUCUAAAAUUAAGUAAAGACAAAAUUAACGUCAGUCUUUUUUCUCUCUUUGUCCAUCCAAACAUUUUACUACAGUGAUCUUAAUGGUAACAAAAGACGGUCGUAGCGGUGAAAGGGUUAACAGAAAGACGCAUGUAAAGACGAAGUAGUGGUGACUGGAACGAGUGAAUGGAAAUUUAUCUGGCGUAUAGGGAGACGUGCAUUACUGGAACUGUAUACAUGGUAGAGGCCGUAAUGUUGCUGGACCUACGUUAUUGUAUUUGAUUGUAUUCUAUUUUUUGUAUAUAUUUGUCAUUUCGUCCUGUUUUGAUUUCAUUUUAUAUUUUGUUAACGUUAUUUUUUAUUUUUUUUUCGUAGAUGUGUUAUUUAUUUAUUUUUUUGUUUUCUUUUUCUGUACAUCUGUUGUUUUUACCUUAUUUCAAUUUUUACGUGAUAUUAUAUUGUUUUAUAUUUCUUGUACAGUUUAUUCCACCUCAUUUUCAUUUGUACACACGUUAUUUUAUUUCGUUUUUAUUUAUGUGUUAUUUCAUCUCAUUUUAUUUUAUUUCCAUCAAGUGUUUCGAGUCGCAACAUCUCCCGUGGCUGUGUGUUGCCAAUCGCUGCGCAGACCUCACUCAGUAGCACUCUCCCCCUCCUUCGUUUUUCUUUUUUCUUCCUCUUUUUUCCUUCCUUUAUUUCUUGUAUCUAAACCGCAUCCGCCAUUUUUAUAUAUAUAUUUUAUUUUUUCUAGCAGGAAUGUUCCGGAGUUUUUAUUUAUUUAGUUUUUAUUUAUUUUUUUUCACAUGAGUACUUUUGGCGUUUCGAAACAAAUUCCUCCGCGAGAUAUUUUUGUAUUUAUUCUUUUGUUACGCUUUGUGAAAUUCCCAUGCUCUCUCUCUCUCUCUCUCUCUCUCUCUCUCUCUCUCUCUCUCUCUCUCUCUCUCUCUCUCUCUCUCUCUCUCUCUCUCUCUCUCUCUCUCUCUCUCUCUCUCUCUCACCACUUCUCGCAGUCAUCCACCCACCUACACACACACACACACACACACACACACACACACACACACACACACACACACACACACACACACACACACACACACACACACACACACACACACCUACCUUUCCCUCAAUAAUUUCUCUCUCUCCCUUAUUAAUCCCCUCCCCCCACCUUCAGUUAAUCCACACAAGCCCCGAACCUUCUGAGCAUCCUCACAAGCCAGGCGCCCACACAACGCACCCUGCGCACCUUACCUCCCUGCCUAAUCAAGACGCUGUAUUAAAUCGGUCUUACCUGUCAUUUCACCGCAUCUCAGGAUCCAAAGGACGAAAGGUAAAGACGGUGGAAAAUUGAGCUAACUCCCGUGGGGCUAUGAGGAAAUUUAAAAGGCACUGAAAGGAAGUCCAAUACCUUUAUGAAUACCUGUGAUGAUUAAUUAUGCGAGUAGUCACCUGUUGGCCCCACAAGAGAAGAUCAGGUUAGGUUAGGUCGCCCUUGCUUCCCACGCCCUACAGACGCAAAGGAGCACAAAGGAAGAACGAGUACAGGAGAGGAGCUUAACACCUGUGAUGUGAUUAAUUAAGCGAUCAGUCACCUGUUGAAACCGUGAGAGCUCGUUGGGUUAGGGUAACCCUUGCUGCUACACCCCAGCAGGAGACACAAAGGAACAUAACGGAAGAACAAAUACCUGAAAUAACCUCAGCCAAGUAAUUAACAAUAACAGUUUAUUUCCCCGCAAAAUUAACGCUUUUUUUUUAUUUUAUUUUUUUUUAUCUUGAUCUUCACUUUGAAUCAACAGUGAAAUUAGUGAAAUGGACGAAUCUAAACUUAACCUAACCUAACCUAACGCUAAUAUUACUUCUAUACUACCCCAAAUACCAAUUACCACAGACUUGUUGACCACCACGAGUCUGCAUGUGGUGAGCUACACUGUGCCGCGCGUGUUGCUCUCUUCUUUAGCCAAGUCGUCUGUUGAACAUUUCCUUCUCGCUGUGCAUGUGAGUGUAUUAAGAGAGUGGGGGAGUACAUAUGUGACUAGACGGUGAUAGUGAUUGAGAAGGAGAAUGAAAGGAGUUGAAGGAGGACAAUAAAAGUGGGAAGAAGAGGAAGAAGAGGAGGAGAUGAAGAUGAAAAGCAACAAUAACAACAAAUAAGCAAAGAAAGAAAAGAAAGAACGAAACCGUAGAAAAACAAAGAAAAAUAACAAAGAGGAAUGCUCAGAAAAUGACUUAUAAAAUACACGUCUCUCUACUGACAGCCUCACUUGUCAGUAGAGAGACAUACAUACAUACUGAAACACACCCAGGAAAACAAUUAUCCUACAAACGAUCCUCUCCUCUUAGUUCACGACACGCAUCACCAGACACUCGAAUACGUGAAAAGACUCGGCUCCCAUACCUAGUGAGAAAGAAUUCAUUAGCGUGCGAAGUGACACAGAUGAAGAGCGCCAAGCCAGUGCCGGACGUAUGAUGGGAGGAAAAAAGGUUUAGAUUUCCAUUACCAGGUGAAAAUUAAUUUGCUUCACCUGAGGAAAUCUUACAGGUGAAUCAGUGCCAAUAAAAUUCCACUUGAAAAUAUAGAAUAAGAAAAAAUAAAUAAAAUUCGAUAUCGGCUGUGGAGUAAUCAAUAUUUUCACCUCAGGAAAAUCUGCAGGUGGACAAGUGCCAAUAGAGUACCAAUAGUGUCAAUUACACGCCAUAGUGCCAAGGACGCAAUGCCAGUGAGUGCCACGAUGGAGCUGAAGUGCACUGAUGUUAAGAGUGUGAGUAGAAUAUAUUGUGUGAGUGUGUAUUGUUUAUAUUUACAAAGAAAACGGGAAAUCAGUAACAUUUUCUAUACAGUG